AUGGAAAAACAUUGGCGGCUGUAUCAAAGGACAAUGUUAAAAACCAAGUGCAUCAGUGAACACUUACAAACAGAAGACUGCUUCAAACAAGAAGCUGAAAUGCCACCAAAACAUCAUAGAAAACAUAGUCACAGUCCUCGUCGAAGGAAACACAGUCACAGUCCCAAAGGAAGACACAGGCGUCGUAGCCACAGCAGUAGUUCGAGCGGGUCUGGCUCAGACUCAGAUUGUGGAAGAAGGAAAAAGCAUAGAUGCAAGUGGAAUGGUUGUACCAAACGUAAGGGGUGUAUAGGACAUCAAAAACCCGGAUGCGGCGACGGGCACUGUGGCGGUGGAUCAUGCGGCCAUGGCAACCAUGGGUGUAGUGGAUCAUGUUGUCAUGGAGGCAAUGGUUGUGGCGGUCACGGUGGAGGAAGUCACGGUUGUGGUGGUCACGGUGGAGGAGGUCACGGUUGCGGUGGUCACGGUGGAGGAGGUCGCGGUUGUGGUGGUCACGGUGGAGGUCACGGUUGCGGUGGUGGUUGUAACAAUGGACGUCCUCCACCAGCCGUGUGCCCACCAGGUGGACAGCAGCCUGAAUUUCCUCCCGGUGGAGGUGGCUGUGGCCCAAUAAGGACAGAAUUCGAAUGGUCUUCCAGUGGAAAUGUGCCAUUUGACAAAGUGAAGGACUUAUUUCAGAAAUAGAUCUAGCAGUUUAAAUCUGAAAUCUUCUUUAAAAUAUGGCAGCAGAGUGAAUGGAGAAUGUUCAAAUGAUUUAUGCAAGAAAACUCAAAAAAGAUCCACAAAUGGCACUAACUAAUGGCCUAAUUUUCAAGUUGCCAGCAGACAUCCGACUGUAAUUGAAUGAAGGAUUUUUCCUUAUAUAAAAGGACAUUACUGUUAAAUUGAUGAUUACUUAAAAUCCGCUGUUUGCUAGAACACAAGAACAGGGCGAUAGUUGCUACCAAUUUUCAUUCAUAAACGUUGAAACAUUUAACUGGCCUAAUACAUCAUUUGGAAUUAUAGAUUACUAGAUUAUAUUAUAAAAUUAAUAAAAAAGCAAUUUAACAAUUUCCAUUUUGUAAUGCUUGGAAGUG
Molecule: messenger RNA, 1076 nt
Organism: Owenia fusiformis
Lineage: Eukaryota; Metazoa; Annelida; Polychaeta; Sabellida; Oweniidae
Source: the annotation of a GenBank genome assembly